Molecule: messenger RNA, 1000 nt
Organism: Podarcis muralis (Common wall lizard)
Lineage: Eukaryota; Metazoa; Chordata; Lepidosauria; Squamata; Lacertidae
Source: RefSeq, a predicted model, not a curated record
UAGGGCUGGAGAAGACAUGGGUGGCUUUUACACUGGAUUUGGGCUACUUCUCAUAUGGGGGAUUUUCCAACCUACCACAUUGGCUGCCACUGAUGAAGAGUGCCCCGUUCCACAGAAAAUCAAGUUUGCGAAAUAUACUGCUCCUGAAGGGUAUGUCGUGGGCACACCUGCCCGUUACAGUUGUCAUAAAGGGUACCAGAGAAAACCAAGGAAAAGCAAUCUUCUGACAUGCAGGAACGUGGGCGGUACAGCUAAGUGGAACAGAACUUCUUCGCUCCCGAUUUGUGUAGCUGACCCGCGGCAGACUCUUCCUCCUACAGUACAUUCUACAGCAGGAAACUUGAGCAUAGCUUCCACCAGCCCCCAACCUACAAAUCAGGCAGGCUUCUGCGGAGAACCAGAACCCCUCAGCAAUGCCGACGUUAAAGUGACAAUGUACCACGUGGGGCAGAAACUGCGCUAUGAAUGCCUGGAAGGCUAUCGAGGAACCGUCCCCUUCUCUGAAGUCAGCACCUGUGAGGCUUCUGGUGGAAAAAACGUUUGGUCUAAGUUAAAUCUCCGUUGUAGCACACAACAGGGACACAACAGGGACACACCACGGGGUUCUGGUGCAGCUGCUCUCAGCCUUGCUGCAAUGGCCAAGUUCAUCAUCUUAGAAGGAAUCCUCGCAGGAACUGUGGGAUUCUAUUCUUGCUGCUUGUGAUAAGCAUUUUUCUACAGUUUAUGCCUGGACUAAUUUUCCAUCUGGAUUUUCCUGGAUUGUAUAUCCUGGCAGCCCAACUGGUCUCUAGUAAUGUGAAACUAAAACCACGGACGUUUAUGCCUCCCGGAAUUUCACUUUGGGUAGUUGGUCUUCUUCUAAAGGACUGUGUAGUUAGGACAGCAUUGCUAAUGUAGUAAACUUUUGACUAGAGACAUUCUGGGCUUUAGGUGCCCCAACACAUUAACAGCAUUUAAAAGGUAAAGGUAAAGGUACCCCUGCCCGUACGGGCCAGUCUUG